UUUAAUUAAACAUACUGUUGCUUAUACCGUUCUGUUUUGAGUUAGAGAGUAUAAGAAAGAGGAAGUUCAUAAGGUUAAAGCAGUUGUUGGGGGGGGGGGGAAGUGUUUUUAUAGCUUUAGAACGAAAUCAAUCUAAUCAAAUUAGCAAAAAGAAACCUGUGAAACUGUUCCUAAUAGUAAUACAAAACGAGUCUGAUGGCUUGGCGGAGCACACAAGUCAAACACACUUUUGUUUAUUGCUUUAAGUGUAUACAGAGAUCGUAGGUUCCCUUGAAGGGUACACACACACACACUAGUUAAUGACUUGCUGUUGGGAAUGUUUCUUCCAGAGGAUUACUUUCACAAUAUUGCCUUCAUACUUUUUGUUUUAAUUACGCGCUUCGUUAAAUCUAAAUCAGAUGUGCUCAAUUGCACCGUUUCUGAAGACUGUAAUGUAGGUCAAGUUCAGGCCCUCGUUUCUGAUGCAGAGACAGCGUCUGCUGAUUUCUACCUGACGAAGGACAAGCAUGAAGUACUUUCCUGUAGACGGUCUUCAAAAUGUGACAUUUCUUCAAGAUACAACGAUAUAACUGUGGACGAUGCCAUGAUCAACGGAUCACGUGUGAUUGUACUGACCAUGCAUUUACUAAAUGGACGUGUGUCUCCUGAAGGACUUUGGUCACUGCAUUACCUUCACCUUUCAAAGCUGAAUAUCCAAAAGACGUGUUAUUUAGAUUUCAAAGAGAACCUUAUUUUUAGAAUUAAUGGACACAAGGCUCAGACCAUGGACGUGAAAGAAGCCAGUGAUUUGACGUUUUUGUGUCGACUUAAUCAUCUUGCUGUUGAUUUAUUGACUAUCACAAAAGAUGGAUGGAAAUUGGUCGACAGUCGAAACGAAACUUUACAUUUCGAAAACCCUCAAGUCGCUUGUAGAGACUCGGGAACUUACCAGUGCCUUGGAUCUAAUGUAAAAUCUUACGUCUCAAGCAUACGUGUUUUGUGUGCACCAACAAUAAUUGAUCGACCUUUAAAUAGAGAAACAGUUUUUCCAAAUGAUAUCAUAGAUUUAAAAGUCAGAGCCAACCCAGCGCCAGUGUUGAUGGUUAGUUGGUAUGGAACACAGUCAUUUUUUAACUGUAGUGUUACAUUUCCUAAUACUGAAAAUCAGACGAAAUAUCUGUGUCAAGAGACUACUCUGGAAAUUACAUUAGCAAAGCUUCGGCAGUUUCACUGGGAUGUCACACUGUCCAAUUUUCAAGAUAUUGCUCUAAAUGGAACUAUAGACCUUGUCAUCAGCAACGGGGUACGACCUGAUUCCCUACUUAGAUUUCGCGUUGACCAAAAUAGUAAGUAGACCAGGUAAUAGACAUUUUAAUAUAAUCUUUGUCACAUGUAAAUUAUGAGUGAGUCUGGUGUGAAUGUACACUUUGGUUUCUUAUAGUUGUAAUGUUUUUUGUUUGGUGUAAUGCACAAAUUGUUAGACAUAUUUCCAUACGGACAAUAAAGAUUAUUAUUAUUAUGUUAGAAAUGAACGAGUAGUCAUUCUCUGGCACUGCCAGGGUCGAGUUUCGCUAAAGAGAAACAAAAUUCAUCGUAGUCCCUUUAAAAGUUUCCACUGAGGAAUUUUCUGGUGAUGUGGCAGGUCUGCAGCAGUACCGCCCUCUGACAGGCAACGAGGAUGUUCCUAGAAAUGUUAAGGGCCUUGAAGGUGUCUGUGAGGUCAGUUGUUAUUAUCCCCUCGGUUGAUAUAACAAUGGGGUAUAUUGUUAUUUUGGACAAUUUCCAUAGACGCUUCAUCUCCAAGCCUAGGUUCCCAUAUUUUCUUUGUUUUUCUAUCUCAGUUUUUCUUAAGUCACGUGAUUCUCUAUAUCUUCUAUACAAAUUAUAAUUAUUAUAGCUUUUAUAAAGCGU
Messenger RNA from Biomphalaria glabrata, 1890 nucleotides. RefSeq lists its product as uncharacterized. The coding region runs from base 317 to 1333 and encodes 338 amino acids. The record is from RefSeq and is a predicted model, not a curated record. NCBI's taxonomy places the organism in Eukaryota, Metazoa, Mollusca, Gastropoda, Planorbidae. The transcript has 4 exons.